Drosophila serrata is the source of this 3933-nucleotide messenger RNA. RefSeq lists its product as uncharacterized. The record is from RefSeq and is a predicted model, not a curated record. NCBI's taxonomy places the organism in Eukaryota, Metazoa, Arthropoda, Insecta, Diptera, Drosophilidae.
GGCUUCGAACUGCAAAAACAGAGAGAGGUGGGUACACAGUGGCUCCUGGCCAACCAAGCGACGAGCGACGGUGGUCCUUUGUGGCGUAGGCGUGACGCCAUGUUGUGAAAAGUGUCUGGCAAAAUUAAAAUCCAACCGAGCAAAAAACAAAUAAUACAAGUGAAAAUUCGCGAACACAAAAACUGCACUCGAACGGCGCGCACUGAAAGUUUGUCCAAAAGCCAAUUUCAAUUUUGAACCCAAUUUUUAGUGAGCAGAAGUGGGAGACAGCUGCUAGCUUACAAAAAAAAAUGGCCAGCAGUUAUUUGGGAUCACAGAUCCCCUCCUGGACGAUGAUGCUGCUCCUUGGAGUGAUUAUCCAGUGCAUCCAGGCGACACCACAACGCACCGCUGCCUAUUCCCUUCAGGCGGCUGUGGACGAACUGCAUCGACGGGAGGCGGCCAAGUAUCCAUUGAAUGCACCUCCACCGCCAUCCCUCGACGACUGGGACGAAGAUGGCGAUUUAUUUGGCAAGAAUAGGAAUCGGAAUCGCCAUCGAGUUAACAAGGCACUCGGCAAGUACUUAGAACGCGAGGACGAGGACAACUACGGUCCGGAUCACAACCUGGGCCUGGGCAUGGGUCUGGGCCUAGGUCUGUCCAUGGGACGGGGACUGGGACAGGGCCAUGGUGCGGAUAGUGCGAAUAAUAAUCUGCUUUUCGCCGAUGAGAAGAGAAAGCGCUUCUCUUCUUUUCGGGAACGUGACGAGCAGUUUGAUGGACCCGUGCCAUCGGUUUUCCGUGAGCGUGAGAAUCAGCCCUUGAAUGCCGAACCCGCACACAAUGAGCUGACAGAGCAGUUUCUCCGCGAAAUCGAGGAGGCCAGGGAACGGGAUGCAGUGCGUCAGUGGUGGCGUCAUCUGGACCAGGCCAAGAACCGCGAGCAGGACCUGGAGCCAGAGUCCUUGCCACAGGAUCCCGAGCUCUUCGAGCAAAAGAAGCGGAUGCGAGUGCCUCCCUACUACCUGUUGAUGCAAAAGAAACGCUCCUAUCCGGUUCUCCCCUGGCUGCCCUACAACGGUGACAAGCGGAAGCCCUUCCCUGUGGCCAAGCGAAGCACCUCCAGCUCCAAUCCAGAGUCUCCGCUGGGCAGGACCGAUGAGCGAGUGGCCCAGGAGCUGAGCGAACUAUUCGGCAAACCCAGCGAAUCGCAGUCACAUCCCGAGGAGAAGCGCAAGCGUUCGGCGGAUGAGCAUGUGUCCAAGGCCACCACCACACAUACCCCAGAAUCCCCGCCAGCCACGGCCACUGCUCUGGGUGAUAUGCGUCUGGAGAUUAACUUUCAGCGUGUGAAUGUGACCAGUGUUACGCCCACAUCAGCUCCUUCCACCGGUGCCGGUGAGAUGGUCCAGCAUGGCGGUCAUGCCGGACACCAUGGCGGUCAUGUGCCUGGCAUGUUGCCGGAAUAUCGCCACCGGAAACGCAGUGAGCACAAUCAUGGCGAUAAUGCCGAGGAACCAGAAACCGAUGAGCAUGACGAGGAGGGUGAGGAGAGCUCCGAUGAGGAUGAUCACGAUGAGUUCGAUGAGGAGGAAGGCGAUGGUGACCUCGAGGCCGAGGAAGCUGAGGAGCGGCGGCGAAAGAAGAAACGUGCUGCAGCAGGAAUCGGGGAGCACUCCAAGCACUUGCAUGCCCCCACUGUGGGCCAUUUGAUGCUCCGGGCCAAGAAAUCCAUCGAUUGGUCACAAUACUUUGGGCUGGAUCGCAAGAAGAAGUCCCAGGCUCAGGGAAAUGAACAACUAAAGAAACGCAGUGAAGCGGACACCAGCCACGACGAGGAUGAGGACGAUGAUGAUGAUACCGAGGAUAUACCCGAGUCGGAGAAGAAAAAACGCAAUAAUCUCGAUGCCGAGAAGCUGGAGAGUAUGGACAAGAAGCUGCAGUCCAUCGAAGACUUCAUCAUUGACGAGACCAUCAAGUAUACAGGAGCCCAUGAGGGUCUCAAUAGCCGGGAUGAUAUUCGUCGUAUCAAGGAUCAUGUCCUCUCCCGCCUGGCCACCGCUUACAGUCUGGAAAAGAUGCGUCGUGCUCUGGACAAGCUCCGGCGAUCCGUGGACACUGAUAAUCAUCUAUUGCGGAAUGCCAUCGAACCGGAAUCGGAGGAGAACUCACUGACCUCCAAUUAUUGGCAGGCCAAGAAGUCGGUGAAGAAGGACCAGGCUGAUGAGGAGGACACAGACCAAGAGGAGGCAGUAAGGCAUCCCAAGGAUAUGGAGAAAAAGAAGCGCAGUGGCGGCUAUCUACGAUAUCCGGAGCAGCCAAAUACCAUGGAGGAGACCCUCAGUCUGGGCAGUGCUCCCUAUGAGACCCUUAACGAUGCCUAUUUGGGCAACAAGAACUACAUCAUUGGCUCCAAUCAGUGUCCCAUCAUCGAGUCCAUGGCAGAGCGCUGCCGAGGAGUUGAUCUAAUCUCCGGGGACAUUAACCAAGAGCUAUUGCCCCUUUGUGGUGUCCAUCAAAUUUGUUAUCUCUGUGGCGCCUCGCAAGUGGCCUGCGAUUACCAGUAUCUGGCGGAGGCGGAUGGCAUCUGUGGCGACAGCAACGAGUGCCAGUCGGCGGCCAGAUCCAUCCUGAUGAUCCUGCGGGGAUCCCCCGGCCGGCAGCUGGGUCCCAGGGAGUGCUUGAAGAAUCCCUGCCUGUACAGGGCGAUGCGUGAGAUUGGGCUUUAAGCGGCUUUUCCAUGCAGACUGCCGCCCAGCGUUUUCCUAACGUCUUUUUGUGUGCGUUUAAAAAGAAAAACCAAAAUCGAAACUUUAAAGAGAACAAAACGAAACUAAUGCCAGAGAGAGAAGAUAUAAAAAUGAGCCCAAAACAAAAAUGAUAUAUACAUAUAUAUAAAAAAAGGAUGAAACCGAAAAGCUGAACUUAGCAAAGAUCAAAUAUUUGAUUCAAAACUAAAAUAUUUUGAUGGAUUUUCCUGUCUGCCUGUCACCUUUCCGGCGAGGGGCAGCAGCAGCCAACUAGAGUUUACCAGAUACCUAAAGAGAUCAUUUAUAUAUAUAUAUAUAUUAUUAUAUAUAUGUAUACAAUUACAAUAACGAUUCAGUUUAACGCAGUGGAUGCCGUUCAGAGCGGCCCGAUAAUUAGUCUUUAUUUUCAAAUAUUCCAUGUGAAACAGAAUUUUUCGAAACAUAUUUGCAAGUUAUAUAUGCAUGUUUAAAUGUACAAAACGUGAUCAUAACCGAAAGAUAUAAAUGUAUAUGUAUGUGCGUGUAAUUAAUCCACAAGAAACCGCUUCUUAAGUAACACUCUUAAUUCGCUUGACAUUCUGGAAGGAAAUGUAAAGCCCAGCUCACAUUGGCAGCUAGUCCCCAAAGAUCAAACUUGCGAGCAGCUUCGUUUUGGUUUGACUUGGAUGUGCAGAGAACAUACAUACCACAUAAUAUACUAUAUAUAUAUAUAUCGAUUUUAGCAUACAAUACACUGGGGAAUGAUGAAUAAUAAGCUAGAGCUAAAAGGGGAAUCCUAUCCAACUCGAACUAUCAGGAAACUCUCUCUUUUUCUUUGCCCCGUGAAUGUGUUUCAAAGUGCAUACAAUAAACAAAUGGCAUGACUAAGACAAAUAUUUAAUGCUCUUAAAACAAAUCUAUAGAUGUGAUUAUAUAAUAUAUACACGCGACGGGAGUUUAAUAUAUGUGUAAAUCUUUUAGUAAUGGCAAACAAAAACAACAACCAGUCUCAGCAACAUCCGAGACCUUUCGGUUGCUAAAUCAAAAUAUUAUUAAUGUGUAUUUACAUAUAAACGAAUAAAUAUAUAUAUAUAUUUGAACUUGAUGUAUAUGCUACAGUUUGCGAAAACAAAAAUGAAAACCAAAACCAAAAGAACAUUUGAAAAUAUUUAUUACUAUACAGUUAUCAUAAAUGUCGAAUAUAAAUGUGGGAUUGGUCCCUAAA